Messenger RNA from Frankliniella occidentalis (western flower thrips), 4844 nucleotides. RefSeq names its product E3 ubiquitin-protein ligase ZNF598. The record is from RefSeq and is a predicted model, not a curated record. Gene Ontology annotation, biological process: protein ubiquitination; rescue of stalled cytosolic ribosome. Bases 141 to 2927 code for a protein of 928 amino acids. Lineage: Eukaryota; Metazoa; Arthropoda; Insecta; Thysanoptera; Thripidae. Gene Ontology annotation, molecular function: ribosome binding; ubiquitin protein ligase activity. The transcript has 9 exons.
GUAUUCAAUUUUGAGAAGGCGCUCGUGUCGGUCGACCGUGGACUGUGUUGGAAGUUGCUGGGUGGAAAUAUUGCAGAGUUUUGGUUGGGCAAUACUGUUAAAGCUCUUUUAGUUCACCUGAACAAUUAAGAUCCUUCAAGAUGUCGACCACAGAUAAUACUUGUGUUGUGUGCUUUAAGACAAUGGAGAUAUUCUCCAUAGGAGUUUGUGACCAUCCUGUUUGCUAUGAAUGCUCAACAAGAAUGCGUGUUCUUUGCCGUCAAAACGAGUGUCCCAUAUGUAGACAAGAUUUGCCCAAGGUCAUUUUCUCCAAGAACGUACGGCCAUACAAAGAAGUAGCUACUAAAUCUUAUCCAAGCGACAAAGAAUUUAAAAUCUUGUUUGAUGGAGGACCAGCGAAAAGUGCUUUUGAAAGUCUUCUUCAGCAUGAAUGUAGCAUUUGUGGUGGAUCCAAAACUUAUAAUACAUUUCAACUUCUUAAAGAUCAUAUGCGGAAAAGUCAUGAAUUAUUUUAUUGUGACCUCUGUGUCGAUAAUCUCAAGAUAUUUUCCCAUGAAAGACGAGUUUAUACAAGACAAGAUCUUGCUCACCACAGAAGGAAAGGUGAUGUUGAUGAUAAGUCACACAAAGGGCAUCCACUAUGUCAAUUUUGUGACCAGCGAUACAUGGACAAUGAUGAACUUUUCCGACAUUUACGUAAAGAUCACUUAUUCUGUCAUUUUUGUGAUGCUGAUGGGUUACAUCAGUAUUACAGUACUUAUGACGUCUUAAGGGAACAUUUUAAGAAAGAGCAUUACCUCUGUGAAGAGGGGACUUGCUAUGAGGAACAAUUUACAUCAGCGUUUCGUUCUGAGAUUGAUUUAAAAGCUCAUAGGGCUUCGAGUCAUAGCCGUUCUAUGGGGAAACAGGCAAUUAAACAAGCUCGCACCCUAGAAGUUGAGUUUACCCUUGCUCCUCGUAGAGAGAGAGUAGACAGGAAUUUUAGAGGUGGAGACAGACCUGCACGCCGUCCUACAUCUCCAUCUUCAUCUUUCUGCAAUCAUGCUGGUGCAUGUAAUUGCAAUAGGGAAGAUGCAAUUGCCAAAGUGGAAACUACUUUAAAACCUACCCCUGAUAUUCGCCCAAUCGAUGAACCACGUCUUAAUCCAAAUGAUUUUCCAUCUCUGGGUGGGAAUUUUAGUUCAGUCCCUUCCCUUGUUUCUUCUGGAGGAAACAAAGGUCGAGGCAGUGCAGUAAUGAUUCGAGCUGGUCGUCCACCUCUGAAAACUGACGAAAACUUCCCUGCCCUGUCUGAGGCUGCUCCUGCUCCAAGCCACAAGGUAUGGUUAAGUGUUAACAGUAGAGCACAGCAGGACAGACCAACCAGUGCACCAACAAAUUUCUCCAUUCAAGUAAACAGGAGGCAAUCGGGAACAAACCCAACACAACCUCAAAGCUCUAUGCAAACAUUGUCAAACCGUAACAUGCGGAUGCGUGGUCCCUUACCACCUGCUAAUGGCACUUCAGAUUUGGGAGAUGCCAAUUUUCCAGCUCUGAAGCCAUUGGAUUCAUAUCGCGGCACAUCUGCAGAACAAUGGAUUUCAUCUCAACCUGCAGAUGGACAAAAUCCGGUCCGAAGUAAAGUCAGUACCCUGAGUUCUGCUGAAGCUGCUCAACUGCUAAAUAGUAAACCAACAAACCAACUGUCUUCCAAGAAACCACAGUUUGUUAUUGAAGAGGAUUUUCCUUCUUUGGGUCCUUCAUCUUCUGGUGCUCAAAUCUCUCAAAAGAAUCCUAACAUUAAGAAAGCGUCUUCUAUCACCAUCCCAAUGUCAAACUCUUGGUCUCGGCAAGCAAGAGAUAAUUCUCCUGAAAAAUCAAGUGAUAGUGAAGUGCAAUCCUAUGCUGCCAACAACACAAAAUCUAAAAAGAAGAAAAAGAAGACCAAAAAUGUUAACUCCUCUGAGAGUGAAAAAGUGCAAGGUGACAAGAAGGUUUUGUCUGAACAGUCUUUCAGCAAUGCAAGUUCUGAAUCUAGUAAAAAGAAGAAAAAGCAAAAACAACUACCUCAUGAACAAGAAACAGCUAAAGAACGACCAAAGUGCCAAAAUGGUAAAUUAGAUAACAAUGAAAAUGGUAAUCAGAGCAAAGCCAACCAAGAAAACCAAGACCCUACCCCAGACGUUUCUCAAAGCAGCAAUAGUAGGAAGCGGUCUGAGCUUCAAAUUGAAAGUUUGCAGAUUAAUGAAACUCAAAGUAGCAUGGAAGACACAACCAACAGGUUGCUGUCAAUUUUAAGAGGAGACAACUCUGCCCCAAAAUCCUCUGGUUCCUCCACUAUAAACCCCCCUCCUGGCUUUGAAUUGCCAGUUGAGCCUGUGGGUAGUUUGAAAACGGUUCCUCCACCUGGUUUCUCUGUAAAAGUUAAUUCUGUUGCUCGCCCAUCAUCCAACCAGCUUACUUUCACAAGUAGCAGUGGUGAAAGCUAUCCAAUCCUACCCACUGUUACUCUUCAUCAAUUUGUUCAACCACCAGACUUUCAGCGCCGAAAUGCUGCAUUAAUGGCAAGAGUUAUUGACACUUUAAGAGAUCCAAGCCUGCAGGAGGACUUUAGGCAGAAAUCCAUUCUUUUUAGACAGGGACAACUGUCAUCAGCAUCCUACUACAAGCAUUGUGUAGAGCUCAUGGGUGAAAAGGCUUUUAAUGACUUUUUUCCUGAAAUGCUUGUACUGCUCCCUGAAAUUGAUCGACAACAGGAUCUUUUGACAGUGUACAAACAGUUCAAUUCUGGAAAAGGGACCCAGCCAAAAUUUGAAGUUUGUGCAUCAUGUCGUCAGGUGUUGGCACCCUCUGACUUAAGAGUUCAUGUAUCAACUCACUCACUUGAAAACAACUUUCCAGCAUUAUCUACAACUGAGUCUCUUCCAUCUGCGUGGAAUAGGAAGUAAAUUGUUUUUAAGGAAAAGUUUUUCCUUCUUCACGGAUGUAGCUGAUGAAUAAGCCAUUUGUUUUCUGAAGCCUCUGGGUAGUGCUUUAGAGAGAGGAGCAGGCCUCCGACCAAUCUGUGUUCUGAAGCCUAAUGCAAGCUUAUUGUGAUCAAGUUAGUAAUUGGUCUAUUUUAAGUAAGGGAGGCUUAACUUAAAUCAUGUGCCUUCAGUGUCACACUGUACCUAAUGAAAAAUUAAGUAAAUUCACUUUUGUCUUGUAAAUAGUAGCUGUCUGUCUAGAAGAAAUAGCCGGGUUGACAGUUACCAACAAAGUAGUGUGUGUGGCACGAGCGCAUACUCUGUGAUCAGUAUAGCUGGGUCAUUCUGUGUGUGUUGAGGAUGGGAGCAUUCCAGCCUCUAGGCCAAGAAAAUAGUAAAUCAGUAUCUAGUAGUGCAUGAAGCAUCUACUAUGAAUUAUUGUAUUUGUUUUCUUGCUGUCAGUUUCUAAACAGCACACAGCUACUUUUCUGCAUAGUCUGGUGGUUUUCUCUAAUAAAUCUGUUGCAAUGGAAAUUGUGGUGAAACAUUUGCAUGAUGUCAAAUGUAAUACGUGUUUAAAGAAUAUGAUGACAACCAAGGCAAAUGCAAGAACCCAUUUAUAUAAAACCACCAGACUUUAAGAAUGUUAAAAAUAAAUAUAUCAACCUUCACAAGAACUAACAAAAUGCCUCUGCUCUUGACAGACUGUGUUUUGUAUGGUCUCGUUUAUUUUGAUACUGUAGUUAUACCGUAGUUAUGAGAGUUGUUAGGUUUAAUGUAAAACUGUUAAAGCCUGAUCAAAUUUUGCAUGAUUUCAUUGUCUCAGCAUCAAACUUGCUGAUAGAGCUUCUGAAAUGAAAUUAUCACAUGUGUUGCAUGUAAGGAUUUCAAUAUGAUCCUUAACGUCUUAAAAAAUUAUGUUUACAUUAAGUGUCAGUUUCUUACAAGUGAUUUAACAGUGUCAGUAAUUUUUUUGCAUAGAUUUAUACAGUAGAUUUGUUGGCAUUGUGUGUACCCAACAUUGAGUCUACCAUGUCAUGUCUGUGGACACAAGGGGUUAGCUUCAUUAAGAAAAGUACAAUUUUUGAAACCAAGUUAUUUAUAUGGUUAUGAUUUGAGUUUGACCGUAAGUUAUUUUCUUUCUCUCUCACCGAACAGGGUAUAAAGUAAAGGACAAUGGAAGUGUGAAGGAGUAGAAAGCAGGGCCCAGUUCUGGUUUGUGUUAUUUUACAGUGCUUAAAAUAGCUGCCACCUGUUUCAUCAAGGUUUCAUUGUCACUUAAUACAACUCUGAUCCAUUUUGAACUUAGCUUUUUGUGGAAAGCAAAACCAUCAAUUCGGUUAAAUUAACAUAUAAGACAGUGAUCGCAGUACAUGGAAGUUUCAACCACUACUCAACCACCCUCAUUAACUUCACUCCGCCAAGAUUGUAUGGUAUUCAACAAUGUAACAGUUUUUAUUCACUGGCAGUGUGGUUCUUUCACAGUAUUGUAGAGGGAUCAAUUGUAUUUUAUCAUUUUCCCUAGUACAUGUAUUUGAUUGUUGAUAUAGCUUUUCCCUUAUUAAGUGUAUCCCCUAUCAUCUAAGCUUAAUUUUCAAUCAAGUCAAUUCCAUUAGUAUGGAUAACCCUUAUUAGUCAGGAUGGGUGUUAGUUCAAGGGAGACAACAGGGUGAUUAACAUGUCGAGUCCUGAGGGAGAGGUUCCUUUUGUGUGCUAUAUGACCAUUUGUGUGGUCAUGGACUCAAUGUGUUAAGUUGAUGUCAAUAUUUAUUCUGAAAUAUGAAGAUUUAUUUUUGGACAUUUAGCUUUGCCGGCAAGUGAGUUAGUGAAAGGUAAAAGCAAAAUAUUUUAUGUUCCCAAUGCAAAUUGUGUACUAAUAAACAAUGUUUUUAAAUUUUU